Molecule: messenger RNA, 2694 nt
Organism: Cryptococcus amylolentus CBS 6039
Lineage: Eukaryota; Fungi; Basidiomycota; Tremellomycetes; Tremellales; Cryptococcaceae
Exons: 9
Coding region: 1-2694 (897 amino acids)
Biological process (GO): regulation of transcription by RNA polymerase II; protein demethylation
Molecular function (GO): transcription coregulator activity; histone demethylase activity
Source: RefSeq, a predicted model, not a curated record
AUGUCCGACCCCGACCCCUCCAAGACACCCCCCGAAACAUGCCCCCUCUGCCCCCCCUCCGGCCCUCCCCAGCCCCCGCCCCCAGCCGCCGACGACCUCUCCGCCUCCCCCUCGGCAGAAGUCGACCUCGUCUGGAUCGCGUGCAACAAGUGUGACGCGUGGUAUCAUUCGGCGUGUUUGUUUUUGAGUGGGGGGCAGUGGAUGGAGACUGUGCCAAGCCGGGUAAAAGAGGAGGUGGGGGUGUUUGGGGAGAGGGGGCCGUGGGCGAAUUGGGUGGAUUGGAUUGGAAAGUGGUAUUGUGCACCGUGUAUAUCAAAGUCUACCGACCCUUCCAACCCCCGCCCACCUCGGAACGCUCUACAUGCCACGUUGAAACGGAGUGGUAUCCAGCCAAAAGAUGUCGAACUCGCGUCCCGGCCUCUCAAACGCGCCGCUUCUUUGCAUGACAUCAAACCGCUCACCAAGAAGGCCCGGACUAGCACGAGCACGAGCGUGGGUGGGAAGGCGGAAUCGAUCUCGACGAGGGCGACAAGGACGCCAGAGACUGUUAUCAGCGGGGUACAUGGAGGCAGCGAAGUAACCGGCGCGGGUGAGGCCGUCGGGCAAGGACGGCCAAAAAGAAAAGCAGCACAAGUGACGGAUUACAACAACUUGCACAACUCUAUCGCUACGCCCACAGCCAAGUGGUUGCAGAUCAUCGCCAACCCUGAAGAGUAUGGCCGGACUAUCCUGGAUGCGGACUACCCAACACUGCCAGGCCAUCUAUUAACAAAAGAAUGGCUCGAAUCCCUCCCCCCUCCGACCCCUCAAAACCCAAUCCCCCAAGCCCCACCCAACAUCCCCUCCCCCAGUAUAUUCCACGGCCCCGACAGAACACCCCUCAUCAUCCGUCCCUCCGACGGCGGCUUCUCUUCCCUCGGCGGUCACUUGCCUUCCUCCAUCACUGUCAGAGAUAUCGCCCGGCUCGUCGGGCCGGAAAAGCUGGUGGAUGUGAUUGAUGUGGCGUCGCAGCAGUCGGCUUCUUGGCCGCUCGAAGCUUGGGCAGAGUACCUUGCGCCGCCAGAGACGGAGGAGGGGGUGAAAGAGAGGGAGAAGGAGAGGCGGAAAGUGUAUAAUAUCAUCUCGCUGGAGAUUAGUGAUACGGAGCUUGCAAAACUUGUGAAGCCGCCCAGGAUUGUUAGGGAGAUUGAUUGGGUGGACAACUUUUGGGACUUUGGCCUGGGGAAGAAGGCGAAAGGGAAGGGGAAGGCAAAGGCGCAGGCGCAGGCGGUCAAGGUGGAGGAUGGGGAUGGGAUGGGGAGGGAGGAGGAGGAUGAUAUUGCUAAUGCCAAACGAAACUCCACUGUGGACUAUCCGAAAGUCCAGCUUUACUGCCUUAUGGGCAUGAAAGGCGCCUGGACAGAUUGGCACGUCGACUUUGCUGCCUCCUCCGUCUAUUAUACGAUCCAUUCAGGAGCCAAAGUGUUCUUCUUUAUCAAGCCGACUGAAGCCAACCUCAAGGCUUAUGCUAAAUGGUCGGGAAGUUAUGAAGAACAGUCGAAUACCUGGUUGGGCGAUUGGGUGGAUCAUGUUUAUCGGGUAGAGUUGCGGGCUGGGGAUACCAUGAUAAUACCAACGGGGUAUAUACAUGCGGUGUAUACGCCAGUGGAUACGAUCGUGUUUGGAGGCAACUUUUUGCAUUCUUAUAAUCUUGAUACUCAAUUGCAAUUGAGACAGAUUGAGAUUGAUACGAAAGUACCGCAGAGGUUUAGGUUUCCAAACUUUGAUCGGUUGUGUUGGUAUGUCGCUAUCAAACACCUGAACCUCUUCCGCUCCCUCCACCCCCUCCGCCCACCCACUUCUUCCUCCUCUUCCUCCCCCUCAACACCCCCGCCAAAAGUCCCCCAUCACACCAUCCUCCAAAACCUCCUCCACCUCACUUCCUUUCUCAACCUGCAGAUCAAGAAACUUAGAGAUGAUGGACCAGGGGGGGUUACGGAGAAGACGAGGAAGGCUAUUUGGGAUAGAAUACCGCCCGAGUUCAGGAUGGGUGGGGAGGCGGGGAUGGCGGAGGGGUUGGUGAGGGAGUUGGGGUGGAGAGUGGCUGAUGAGCUAGACGCUCUUGGACUUGGGUCUGGGGGGUUUGCGCCGCGGAUUACUGGGAGUGUGACGCCUCGAGUUGAAAUCAGAGACGAUAAGAGCAAAAAGAAGGAGAAGGAGAAGAAGUCGAACAGGGUAGCCAAGGUGUUUGAUCAUGAGCCCGCUUCGCGAACAUGGCAUUUCGACCCACCGCCAUGGCAAGAAUCGACUUCUAUCCCACAUACCGAAACCCGCCUCGUCCCCCUUCCCCUCCCCACUCCCCUUCCCCUGCCCAGCUCCGCCAACGGCAACGCAGCAAAAACAUACUACGACCCAACGCCGUACCUGGCCGAACAAACGUCCUCGGUAGUAGCGCAGAGCCGGGUGAGGGUGAGGCAGAUGGAAGGAGGGGUUGUGGUGGAGGAGAAGCAGGCGACGGAGUUUAGGGAGUGGAAGACUGUUUGGGGGCGGGGUGGGGCUGGUGGGAUGGGAAAUGGGGGAGGGAUGGGGGGUGGGGCUGGGAGUGGGAGUGGGAUCACAGGUCCACAGGGAGUAUGGGGGUGGGGCGGUCAUGGGGCUGGUGGACAUGCUGGACAUGCUGGGCAUCCGGGGCAUCCGGGGCAUCUUGGGAGAUAG